Molecule: messenger RNA, 3298 nt
Organism: Drosophila santomea
Lineage: Eukaryota; Metazoa; Arthropoda; Insecta; Diptera; Drosophilidae
Gene: Ipo9
Product: importin-9
Exons: 6
Coding region: 128-3187 (1019 amino acids)
Biological process (GO): protein import into nucleus
Cellular component (GO): nuclear envelope; cytosol
Molecular function (GO): small GTPase binding
Source: RefSeq, a predicted model, not a curated record
CGUCACUAGAUUAGCACAAAGCAGUGUUGUGAAACGCUUGUUGACUACAUGUGAUAGCGCCGCGCCGGCUUCUUUUGUGCGAAAUUUGGACAUUGCGAAUUAAUUUAUUUCGAACCACUGCCGCAGAAUGUCGCUGCAAUUCCAAAACGACUGCGGGGACUCCGUAAAGCAAGCUAUCAUCGAGGAGCUGCAGAACCUCCUCAGCUCGGACACAGGAAUCCUGCAGCAGGCGGAGAAAAGGACCAAGCAGCUGGAGUAUACGGAAGGCUAUGGCGUCUACCUGUCCGAGAUCAUUAUGAACCAGGCGCACGAGCUGCCGCUCCGUCAAAUUGCGAUCGUGAUGCUCACUCGCUACGUGGAGAACCACUGGACGGACGACGACGACGAUGUCAAAGGAAAAGUCAACGGCUGCAUGGCCAGCGAGCAGGCAAAGCGAACCAUCCGUAACAUUCUACCCAACGGACUGUACGAUCCCAACUCCAAGAUACGCUCCUCGGUCGCACAUACCAUCUCCACAAUAGCUGCCACGGAUUAUCCACAUGGCUGGACGGAGUUGUUCGAUAUUAUUGUGAAAUGCCUGGGCGGCAACGAGGACUCCAUACACGGUGCCAUGCAGGUACUGCAGGAUUUCAGCUACGACGUGGAACAGAUCAAGGAACUUGGUCCAGUAGUCAUACCCGAAGUCUAUCGCAUUUUUGACUCGGAGCAGAACUACUCCAUCAAAACAAGAGUAUCGGCCAUCCGCAUCCUGAAGCCACUUUUCGCUUCCAUUGCAACACUGAUCACCAACAAAGAUGAGCAGAGCACCAUGAUGAGCUCCAUUUUGACUAACUUCAUGGACAAGCUAAUGCAUUACCUGAGUAUGAACAGCGGUGCCGGUUCCAGUUUCCUUCUUCGCUCGGAAAUCAUCAAGGUGUUCACCCAUUUGGUCAACGAAAUGCCGAAGUACAUCAACCCCUUCAUGGACCGAGUUCUGCCCAUAGUCUGGCAGCUACUCACACAAAUAGCCGAGACUUACGUGAAAGUGUCGGUGAACCAGACUGAAACAAAUCCCCUGGCCAGCGGUGACAGCGAGGAGGAUGACGAGCAGACCAAUUUCCAAACACUGAUCAUCCAGAUCCUUGAGUUCAUCAACUGCAUACUGACAUGCAACAAACUACGUGGCAGCAUCAAGAAUGUGCUGGCCGACCUUAUAUACAUAACCAUUGUUUACAUUCAGCUGAGCGAGGAGCAAUUGGAGGACUGGCAGGAUGAUCCGGAAAAGUUCGUGGAUGAUGAAGACGAUGGCGGUGUGGAGCUCACGGUGCGCAUGUGCGGCCGCGAUGUCCUCCUGGCCAUUAACGACGAGUUCGGAGCCAACGCUAUUCAGCCAUUGCAGGAGGCAUUGGGCAGACACUUUAGUGUGGCCGAGGCAGAAAAAGCGGCCAACAAUCCCAACUGGUGGAAGAUCCAGGAGGCCUGCAUGGAUGCCGUGCACGCUUUCCGCGACGUCAUCCUCGGCGGCGAGUCUACGUUUGACCUCCUCAACUAUUUGACCAUUGUUCGGAAUUUGCUUGUACACCAGGAAUCUCCGCCACUUGUUGGUCGUGCCCUUUGGACUUUGAGCAUCUACUCUAAGUCGGACCUGUACAAUCCACAAAUGUUGACCGAGAUCCUUGAUGUUACGCUGUGCAGCCUGUCUCCGGAAAAAUCACAUAUCCUAAGAAUCAGCGCAGUGCGCACCCUGAAUGGCUUCCUGCAGGCGAACGAAACAAUCGAUGGUGAGAAGCGAACCUUGUUGGUCUCAAAGCUGCCGGGUUUCCUUGAGGGAAUUAUGGCUUUAGUGCCGGGUUGCAGGGCAACAGUUCUAGCUUUGCUUAUGGAAGCUCUGACUUUCAUGGUUAAAUUCGAUGCUGAGUUUGCCUUUGCUAGCCAGGCAAAGAUUACUCCCCUGGCCAUUGCUGUAUUCCUAAAAUACACCGAAGAUCCUUAUGUGCUUGAAACUGUACAGGAUCUUAUCAAAGCUCUGUGUCAGCGCAAGGAGUGCCUGGGACCGCUACAGGAAAAGUUUAUACCAACUAUCGUGAGCAUUCUGGGGCUGACAGGAGCAGCUUCCACGGAAAAGCAGGAUAUUGCACUAGACGUUCUCAACACAAUCGUCCGCUACACGGAGCCGCCGCUGAACAAUACCCUGCUGGAGACAGCCUUUCCGGCGAUAAUUAACUGCGUUUUACACACGGACGACCAUUCUGUCAUGGUAGCCGGCGGCGAGUGCCUACGCAGCUUUAUUAAUGUGUCCCCGGAGCAAAUCUGCAGCUAUAAGAACGGCGAGGGCAUCAACUGCAUUAUGCAGGUUGUGGCCACUGUGCUGCUGAAUCCGAUGAACAGCGAAAUGACGGCGGCCGGCCAAAUUGGACGCCUCGUCAUCACUAUUAUCACCAAGAUGGGAAGCAUGCUCGGCCAGAAUGUGGACAUGUUGCUGAAGGCUGUGAUAAGCAAAAUGCAGAACCUCGAGUGCCUAAAAGUGAUUAUGAAUCUUGUUUUAAUCUUCGCCCAUUUGUUCCUGACGCAAAUGGACGCCGUGCUCAACUUUCUGUCCACCGUUCCCGGACCCAACGGAGAGCCAGCGAUGCAGUUCGUUCUCACCAACUGGCUCUCUCGCCAGAACUCCUUUUUCGGAAACUACGAGCGCAAGGUCACCACCAUGGCACUGUGCAAGCUGUUUGAAUAUGGUGUGGCCACUCAGGACAACCGUUUGACCACAAUAACAUUCAAAGAAUUGGUGGACGAUCCCACUGAUACGCGCAGACGUACUCGCUCCGUGGCGGCUUCAACCCAGAAGUGGGUAACAAUUCCGGCGCUCGUCAAGAUCUUUAAGGUUUUGAUCUCCGAGUACCAGCACUUCCAAGAGAGCAAGACCGACGAACCUCUUACGGACAGCGAAGAGGACGGCGAUGAUGAGGAUGCGCCCGGCAAUCCGGCCAAGCCGCGUUACAUCUCCGAUCUGUUCGAGGCGGACGAGGAUAACGCCGAUGACGAACACCUGUUGCAGGAGCUGCUUAAGGAAACCAACUACCAGGGCGACAUAGCCGACAACCUGCAGAAGUUCCUUACCACCUUCACGCAGAACGAACAUUUUCCCACUUUCUAUGAACACCUCACUGAGGGUGAACGUCUCAUCCUGCUCAGCAAGGUCCAGCAGAAGUAGGGUAUAGCUCGGAAACCUCUCUGUGUGUGUAUUGUUCGUAAUAUUGUGUUAUUCAUAUUUAUGUAUUGUUGCUAACUCUUGAAAUGAAUAUACAUUUAUAUAUUUUAUUAA